AUGGUCGCCCUGUUCACCACCGCCUUCCACUUCAGCUUCCCUUGGCCGGCCCAAGUCUACGCCGUGAUCAACAAGUACCCGAACCCGCUCGCGCCGCACGUCAUCACGAUGGACGUUGUAGAUCGGAGCGUCUUGCCGGACGGGACGGUGCGGAGUGAGCGGAUUAUCGGGAUUCGACAGGAUAGCCCGCGGUGGAUCAGGAGGAUUCUCGGCGCGCCAGACAUCACCUACGCCCGCGAAGUCUCCUUCAUAGUCCCCGCCUCCGUCGCCAGUCCCUCGACACCCGAUCUCUCCCCUUCCCUCACGCUUCUCGAACCUCCAAAACUCCUCAUGGCAUCAACCAACCUCUCACUCUCGACCCUCCUCCAAUGCCGCGAAACGAUCUCGUACAUCCCCCAUCCGUGGCCGUUCCUCCCCGCUCCUACUCGGCGACAAUUCGCUCCGCAGCUGAGCGUGCGGGACGAGCGGAUGAACGCAGAGGACGGCGGAGAGUUGCCCGAUGAAGACGAUGACGACGGGAACGAGCCCUAUCCCUCAGCGAAGGACACGGAUCACCCCCUCUCGCACCCGACAAUGCCGCCUACGACCCUCUUCUCCCAAUCCGCACUCAUCUUCUCAACAGGCGUCAUCGCAGCAGACCAUUACCCACCCUACGGCGUCGCGCCAGAUUGUACCGUCAAGCCCGAGACGUUCCCGCCUGGCGCGACUUACCCUCAGCGAGCGGCGGGCAAGAAGGUCGAGGAUUUCUCGAAAUCGAGGUUUGAGCAGAACGCGUCGGGCGGACGGGCGGCGAUGGAGUGGGCCGCGGGCAAGUUGUGGAGGGAUAUCGAGACGCCUGACGGAGGCGAGUAG
Molecule: messenger RNA, 852 nt
Organism: Rhodotorula toruloides NP11
Lineage: Eukaryota; Fungi; Basidiomycota; Microbotryomycetes; Sporidiobolales; Sporidiobolaceae
Product: PRELI/MSF1 domain protein
Exons: 2
Coding region: 1-852 (283 amino acids)
Biological process (GO): phospholipid transport
Cellular component (GO): mitochondrial intermembrane space
Molecular function (GO): phosphatidic acid transfer activity
Source: RefSeq, a predicted model, not a curated record